Messenger RNA from Histoplasma capsulatum G186AR, 417 nucleotides. RefSeq lists its product as uncharacterized. The record is from RefSeq and is a predicted model, not a curated record. The transcript is spliced from 2 exons. Lineage: Eukaryota; Fungi; Ascomycota; Eurotiomycetes; Onygenales; Ajellomycetaceae. Bases 1 to 417 code for a protein of 138 amino acids.
AUGGCCUUUGUUAUUCGGAAUAUCAUGCUUAGUUCUCAGGAAGCACCCUCAAACCAAACAAAAGUAUCCACACCCCAAGACUUGAGAAUGCUUGGACACCAAUCCACCCUGCAUAGCACUCAGAACCGCGGGCACACGAUAAGGUUCUGUGUUCGUCGCUCCACCCUUGAGAUGGCCCACAUCGUGUCCCUCGAGAGUUCUCGCACUCCUCUACAAUAUUCCAGGAUAACUGGAUACACUCCUCGCUGUCCCAGGGCUGUGACGUUUAUGCGGCGGAUACGCCUGAGUUCAGGGAUCUUUACCCCUGUUUUCGCUGCAGAACUUGGUGGUGGCCUCCAGGGUGUUUGGAAAGUUGCCGUUGACUCACCUGCUGUGGUUGUUUCAGGAGACUUCGCUGCCUCGGAAUGUGCUGUUUAA